CUAAUAUCCAAAUACAAUAGCAGAAGGAACUUACCGUCCGCCACUCACAAUCAUGUCGAGUGUAAAUUCCAAAGGAGGAUCGAAAGAUUCCUCCAAACAUGGAAGCGACAAGGAUAAACCUAGAAUUGACACGUCGCAGUAUAGUUACAAUGCAAUGUCAAAUUUGGUUACGCAACCUGAUCGAAGAUUCGUGUCAAGACGCGAUACAGAACCUACAGGAGAGCCAGAGUCACUUGCUAAUCGUGUUAAUGUGUCCGAAAUGGGUACUCGAGCACGGACUAGUAAAGCUGAGGCUCUUCCUCAGGGAUUCACUCAAGAAGUACAGGAAACUAUGGUUCCUACUACUGAGGGAUAUCCCGUAAAGGCUGAAAAGAGAUUACCUAGGCGUAAAGGCACCACUGGCUCGACAUUGCUAGGUGCUUCCGAUACAUUAGAAACCUUAAGAUACCAGCCUUUGACAAAUGAGACACGACAAGUUUAUGACUAUAUCUUAGCAUUUGUGCAACAAUACUUGGGUGAUCAGGCACCAGAAGUUUUACGGUCUGCAUCAGAUUUGGUGAUCGAAACCAUAAAAGAUGAUACCCUAGCAGAUACUCGCAAAAAACAACAAGUGAACGAAAUUUUAGGAGUCAAGAUUCCUGACGAUCGAUUUUCACAGUUAAUUAACCUUGGUAAUCGCUUGACAGACUAUACCAGAGAAGAAGAGACAGCCAUGGAUGAAAGAGAUUUGUAUGAUUCAGGCGUUCCAGUAUUGUUUAAUGAAGCAGAUGAGGAAGAAGAAGCCGUGGAAGCGAUGGAAGAAGAAGAAGAAGAAGAAGAGAAAGCCCCUACCGAGGAUGUAAGGGGUGAAGAAAUUCCCACAGAAGAGCAGGAUACUGAGGUAGCCAUUAUUUCGAGCGAUACUAAAAAAGUAUCCGAAGUGUCGAAACUUCACCCAAGAGACAUAGAUGCAUUCUGGCUUCAACGGGAAAUUGCAAAAUACUACCAAGACGCUCAUGUAUGCCAGGAAAAAACAAAUCUUGCAUUCGAUGCUCUUUCAUCGAAUGUUGAUCUUGGUGAGCUUGAGAACGAGCUAAUGAAUAUUUUUGAUUAUGAGCAUUUUUCUUUGGUACAACUUUUGACUAAAAACCGAUGGAUGAUAGUUUUCUGCACUCGACUUACGCGAGCUGCUGAUGAUAAGGAGCGUUCUACCAUAGUGGAAGCUAUGCAAGAGGCUGGCCAGUCCUGGAUAUUGCAAGCUUUGGAACAUAAUGCUCCUAUUCCUGCUGAAGUCACCCCUCAAGAAGCGAAACCCGUCCUAGAUGGCCAAGGGUUUGUACCUGCUGAGGAUGUGGUCCCAAAGCCUAGUGCUCAAAAAAUAACCAAUAACGUGAUUCCUAAGCAACAAGUUAACUUGGAAAACUAUGUCUUCUCUGAAGGUGCUCAUCUCAUGUCAAAUAAAGCAGUAAAGCUACCUGAGGGCUCAUUCCGACGCACUGGUAAAGGGUAUGAAGAAAUUCAUGUUCCUGCUCCAACUAAGGCUACGAUGAGCUCAGAUGAACGAUUAGUGUCUGUGAAUGAACUUCCUGAGUGGGCGCACGGAGCUUUCCCUAAUACGCCUUCAUUGAACCGAAUCCAGAGUCACUUAUUCCCAAUAGCUUAUGGGACAGACGAGAAUAUUUUACUAUGUGCUCCUACCGGUGCUGGUAAAACUAAUGUGGCAAUGUUAUGUAUUUUAAACGAAUUACAAAAGCACCUUAAUGCUGAAACUUUAACAUUUCGCAAAAAUGAUUUCAAGAUUGUAUAUAUUGCGCCGUUGAAAGCGUUGGUCCAGGAAAUGGUCAAUAAUUUUUCAAAGCGUCUAAACCCAUACGGAAUUCAAGUCUCUGAGCUGACAGGUGAUAGCCAGUUAACUAAGCAACAGAUUAGCGAAACACAAAUUAUUGUCACAACACCUGAGAAAUGGGACAUUAUUACCAGAAAAUCCAACGAUCUAUCGUAUGUCAAUCUUGUCCGCUUAGUAAUUAUUGAUGAAGUUCACUUACUGCAUGAUGAAAGAGGACCAGUCUUGGAAUCGAUUGUUGCACGUACUCUUCGUCAUCAAGAAGAGUCUUUGGAAAGGAUUCGUUUAGUUGGUCUUUCAGCUACGUUGCCUAAUUAUAAGGAUGUCUCAACUUUUCUGCGAGUAAAUCCUAAUAAGGGUCUGUUCUAUUUUGAUGCAACAUAUCGCCCUUGCCCAUUAAAACAAGAAUUUAUCGGAGUAACUGAAAAGAAACCUAUCAAGCGUUUACAAGUUACUAAUGAAGCUUGUUAUGAGAAGACAAUGCAGCAAGCUGGCAAAAAUCAGGUUCUUAUAUUUGUGCAUUCUAGAAAAGAAACUUAUAAAACUGCUCGUUUUAUUCGAGACAAAGCUUUAGAAGAAGAAACAAUAGGUCAUAUUUUACGUUCCGAUGCUGCUUCGCGUGAAAUUUUGCAAACAGAAGCUGAUACCACCAAGAAUGAGCAUUUGAAAGAUCUUCUUCCUUAUGGAUUUGCUAUACAUCAUGCAGGUAUGCGACGUGAGGAUCGCCGAACGGCAGAAGAUCUGUUUGCUGAAGGUACAAUUCAGGUUUUAGUAAGUACUGCUACUUUGGCUUGGGGUGUCAAUUUACCUGCUCAUACUGUAAUUAUCAAAGGUACUCAAAUAUACUCACCUGAGAAAGGUAUUUGGACUGAACUUUCACCCCAAGAUAUUCUUCAAAUGCUUGGUAGAGCUGGUCGGCCACAGUUUGACACAUAUGGUGAGGGUAUUAUCAUCACCGCACACUCUGAAUUACAGUAUUAUCUAUCUUUAAUGAAUCAACAAUUGCCAAUUGAAUCACAACUUAUGACCCGCUUAGCUGAUUGCUUAAAUGCUGAGAUAGCUAUGGGCUCAGUAAGAAGCAUUGAGGAUGGUGUUGAAUGGUUGGGUUUUACUUACCUAUACGUUAGAAUGCUGAGGUCUCCUGGUUUAUACAGUGUAGGUCCAGAAUAUGAAAAUGACAAGUAUCUUAUACAAAAAAGAGCUGAUUUAGUUCACUCUGCUGCUUUACUUCUUGAAAAAUGCAGACUUCUUGUUUAUAGCAAAGAGAGUGGUACAUUAACGGCAACUGAACUUGGUAAAGUUGCAGCCAGCUAUUAUGUGUCUCAUAACUCAAUGGCUACGUAUAACAGGUUACUUAACCAGUCUAUAUCUUUAAUAGAACUGUUCAGAGUCUUUAGUUUAUCAGACGAAUUUAAGUAUAUUCCGGUACGGGAGGAAGAAAAAGUUGAACUUGCAAGACUUUUAGAACGUGUACCGAUUCCUAUACGUGAGGGCCUUGAUGAUUCUGCCGCAAAGAUUAAUGCGUUAUUGCAAUCAUAUAUUUCGAGGCAGCAGCUUGAUGGGUUUGCUUUAGUAGUAGACAUGGUUUAUGUAACCCAGUCUGCAGGAAGAAUUAUGAGGGCAAUUUUUGAAAUAGCCUUACGUCGUGGAUGGUCAGCUGUUGCAAAGAUGGCUUUAGACACCUGCAAAAUGAUUGAAAAACGCCUUUGGCCGACCAUGAGUCCUCUGAGACAGUUUGCAAAUUGCCCUGCCGAAGUAAUUCGCCGAGUAGAAAAGAAAGAUUUCUCUUGGUAUCGGUAUUUUGAUUUGGACCCUGCUGAAUUAGGUGAAUUAAUUGGUGUUCCCAAGGAAGGUCGACGCGUUUAUAAUAUGGUGCAGUCAUUCCCCAGAGUUAACAUCGAAGCUCAUAUCCAGCCUAUUACUCGAUCGUUACUUGGGGUUGAAUUGUCGAUAUCCUCCCAGUUCACUUGGGAUGAUUCUUUAAGUGGCAAUUCUGAAGCUUUCUGGAUACUGGUUGAAGAUGUCAAUGGUGAAAAGCUUCUACAUUACGAACAAUUCUUUUUACUUAAGAAAUAUCAGGAAGAUGAACACAUUGUCAAUUUUACUGUGACUUUAACAGAGCCUCUGCCUCCUAAUUAUUUCAUCAGUAUUAUCUCUGAUCGGUGGUUGCAUUGCAACUUCAAGGUCCCAUUGUCAUUUAAACGGCUAAUCAUGCCUGAAAAAUUUCCGGCACCGACUCCUCUUCUUGAUCUGCAAAAUGUACCUGUUAGUACCUUGGGGAAUCCGGAAUAUAUUUCAUUGUACAGUUCUCAAUUUAGCCAUUUUAACAAAUUACAAACGCAGGUCUUUAGUGCCUUAUAUAAAACUAAUGAUACCUUAUUUAUUGGUGCUCCUAAUGGUAGUGGAAAAACAGUAUGUGCUGAGCUUGCAUUGUUGAACCACUGGAAAAAUCCUGAUGCUGGUAGUGCUGUUUAUCUCGCUCCAAUACAAGAAAUUAUCGAUCAAAAGUUUGAAGAGUGGAAAGAAAGGCUUGGUAAUAUUGGUGAAGGAAAGGUGUUAUUUAAGUUAACCGGCGACCGAUCUGAAGAUUUGAAGCUUAUCCAAGUGGCUGACCUUAUAUUUGCUACUCCUUCUCAAUGGGAUUCAUUAUCGAAAAGAUGGAGAACAAUGCGUAGUAUACACAAGGUUGACAUGUAUAUAUGUGACAAUCUUCAAUUAUUGGGUGGUGCCCAUGGUCCUCUUUAUGAAGUUGUGCUUUCAAGGAUCCGUUACAUGUCUUUGCAAUUAGAAAAACAUAUAAGAAUUGUUGGCCUUUCUGUUUCCUUAGCUAAUGCUCGAGACCUUGGCGAAUGGUUAGGAGCUAGUCCUCAAAAUAUAUUCAACUUUAGUCCCAAGGAUAGACCUAACCCAUUAACGAUACAUUUGCAAUCGUUUAGCAUUAACCAUUUUCCUUCCCUUAUGUUGGCUAUGUCUAAGCCCGUAUAUCGUGUUCUUGUGCAAAGUAUAUCUCAAAGAAAAUCUAGUCUUGUAUUCACUCCUGAUCGGAAAGUUGCAAGACAACUUGCACUUGACAUUGUCACAUUCAGUUUGGCUGAUGAAGAUGAAUAUCAGUUCUCUGUAGCAGAAACAGGGGCAAUCGAAAAGGUCCAGGACGUUAGUUUGCGUCAGUCUCUUCAACAUGGAAUAGCUUUUGUCUCUGAAAUUACAUCUGCACAUGACAAAAGCAUCGUUGAAGCCAUGUUUUUACAUGGAUUAAUAAAAGUUUUGAUUGCUACGCAUGAUGUUAUCUAUUCGUUGAAUGUCAAAUCCAAUGUGGUGGUUGUAAUGGGAACUCAGCAAUAUGAUGGAAAAGAGCAUCGAUACAUUGAUUAUCCCAUUAGUGAUUUACUGCAAAUGCUAGGUUUCACGGCUAAUAUGAGAACGAACGUUAUCAGCCAGGCUGUUUUACUAACGGUGAAUACUAAAAAGGACUAUUACAAGAGAUUCUUAAAUGAACCAUUACCCAUGGAAAGCCAUUUACAAGUGUGGCUUCAUGAUGCUUUUGUUUCGGAGAUCUCAACACAAACUGUCGAAAACAAACAGGAUGCUGUGGAUUGGUUAACAUGGACUUAUAUGUACAGACGAUUGGUUGCAAAUCCCACGUAUUACGGUCUUCAGGACAUAACCCAUGAGUCUGUUUCGGAAUUCCUAUCAGAUCUAGUAGAAACUACAAUGAAUGAUCUAAAUGAAGCCCGUCUGAUUACUGUUGAUGAAGAAGAUGACAGUUGUGUACCCCUCAAUUUGGCAAUGAUAGCAUCGUUUUACGGAAUUACAUAUGUUACUAUGCAAACAUUUGCUCUCAGUUUAACCGAGCGUACUAAGAUGAAAGGUUUGUUAGAGAUUGUAACAUCCGCUGCAGAAUAUGAACAGUUACCUAUAAGGAAGUAUGAAGAUGUUAUAUUAGCCCGUAUUCAUUCACAGCUGCCUGUUCGCUUAAGCAGUCCGGAUUAUGAGGAUCCUCAUACAAAAUCGUUUAUUCUGUUAGCUGCCCAUUACUCGCGCUUUGAAUUACCGGCUGAACUAGCGUUAGACCAAAAGUUCGUACUCGGUAAAGUUCUGAAUCUGCUCAGUGCAUGUGUUGAUACCCUCUCUUCGGACGGCCAUCUCACCGCUUGCAUACGACCCAUGGAAAUGUCACAAAUGGUGACACAAGCUGUAUGGGAUCGUGACAGUCCUUUGAAACAGAUUCCCUACUUUGAUGAUGCAUUAAUUAAACGCUGCAAUGAGAAGGGAGUGCAGGAUGUAUUCGAUAUAAUUGACAUGGACGAUGAUGAACGCAUGAAAUUACUGCAAAUGGAUAAUGUUCAUCUUGCCAAAUGUGCAGAGUUUAUUAAUAAAUAUCCAGACAUUGACAUCAAUUUUGAAGUUCACGAUCCAGAGAAUGUACAUGCAAACUCUCCUACGUUGUUAUUAAUACAGCUGGACCGAGAAGUAGAAGAAGAGGAAGAAGUGGACAUCACUGUGUUUGCUCCUUAUUUCCCUAUGAAAAAGACAGAACAUUGGUGGUUGGUGGUUUCCGAUGACCAAAAUCUUCUGGCGAUUAAGAAGGUUACUUUGGGUCGAUCCUUAACGACAAAACUAGAGUUCGUACCACCUGAAGCCGGUAACAAGUCAUUCAAACUCAGUUGCUUCUGUGACUCUUAUAUGGGAGUUGAUUACGAGAAAGAAUUUUCUUGUGGUGUUCUGGAACCUUUGGAUGAAGAAAUGGAAGAUGCAGAAGAAUAAAUAAUAUUUAACGCUUAAUAACUUUGAUUCAGAAUAUUUGCUGGCCCAAGGAUGUUAUCUUGCAAUUCUUUAUACACGAAAAAAAUUAAUGAGUGCUUUCUGUUUUGGAUUUUGUCGAAGAGAAAGCAGGAAGGAUUUGGAUCGGGUUAUGACUUUUGUCUUGGCCUUAAUAGAUGAGUUUAAGGGAAUUUAUUUAUAAUGAGGAUAAAAUCUUUUCGGUUUUGUAAAUAAUGAAUAGAUUGGUUUUUUGACAAUGAAUAACUGCCGAUAGCUAAUUAACAAUUCGCCUAGUUUCUUGCUUAAUGUUAUAAAAAGUAAACA
This is a messenger RNA of Schizosaccharomyces cryophilus OY26, 6907 nucleotides long. Its product is annotated as U5 snRNP complex subunit Brr2. Gene Ontology annotation, cellular component: nucleus. The record is from RefSeq and is a predicted model, not a curated record. Lineage: Eukaryota; Fungi; Ascomycota; Schizosaccharomycetes; Schizosaccharomycetales; Schizosaccharomycetaceae. Gene Ontology annotation, molecular function: ATP hydrolysis activity; ATP binding; nucleic acid binding. The transcript has a single exon. Bases 53 to 6586 code for a protein of 2177 amino acids.